Colletotrichum graminicola M1.001 is the source of this 1563-nucleotide messenger RNA. RefSeq lists its product as uncharacterized. The record is from RefSeq and is a predicted model, not a curated record. Gene Ontology annotation, cellular component: nucleus. The transcript has 3 exons. Gene Ontology annotation, molecular function: DNA-binding transcription factor activity, RNA polymerase II-specific; zinc ion binding; transcription cis-regulatory region binding. Gene Ontology annotation, biological process: positive regulation of transcription by RNA polymerase II. The coding region runs from base 1 to 1563 and encodes 520 amino acids. Lineage: Eukaryota; Fungi; Ascomycota; Sordariomycetes; Glomerellales; Glomerellaceae.
AUGGUUCGCUCGAGGGGCGGAUGUCCGAACUGCAAGCGACGGAAGCGGAAAUGCGACGAAACGCGACCAGAAUGCCGGGCAUGUCAGACAAGAGGGAUCCAGUGUGAAGGUUACAACACUACGCUUAAAUGGACCAACGGAAUAGCCUCGAGAGGUCGGUUUGCUCGGGCAGCGGUCCCUGAGCGUGCCGCCCGCGAUCCAGAUCCAACCCCGGCAACGUCCUCAUCCUAUCCGCCGACCAUCGAUGAUCCACAACCCCGCGUUAGCUCCAUCUCUUCAUCGCCUGCAUCCCUUGGGGCCCAAGGUCUUCAGAUCCGCUCCGCUCCGCAACUAGAUACUCAAGGGUCACAGCUAAGCAUCUCUUCCUUGACAUCCUCUUCCACCGGCGACGUCAUCGACCCGAAACAGCAGCUGUUCCGAAGAUGUAAGUUGUCACAAGCUGCCGCAAGCUAUAUCAUCCCUGCUGCGGUCAUCCACACAGGAAUGAAUCGGCUUUACAACACAGACAGUCAGGGGUGGCUUAAAGGCCAUUUUGUGGCAAUGGCUGAGAGAAGUCCAGCCUUUUUCAACGUCUGUGGAGCCAUCCAAGCAUAUAUCGAGGACGGACUCUCAGUGUCAUCGAUGGAGCUUGUUGAUCAUGCCCUUCAAACGUUUCGAUCGGAGUUAGAAAGCCGACAUGAGUCUUAUGAUGCAUCUACCGUAUCGGCCGGCCUUCUCAUUUGUACACAAUGUUUACUCCAAGGUCGACCAUGGACAAUAUAUCUUCAGCUCAUGGCCGACCUCUAUCAUUUAGAAACGGAAUUGGGCCGCCUUUUACCUGCAGCUGAUCACAACCCCACAGUCCAACACACCAUUGAAGUUUUAUCGGUAAUGGACAUGCAGCCCAUGGUAAUUGGGAGAAGGACUCCGAGCAUGGGCAUUUGGCGUCACCUCCGCAAAGUACAAGACAGCUGGCAAGGAGGCAGGAUGGGUGGCAUCGAAGUUGUCUCAGGGAUGCCGCGGACUCUCCUUGAUAUUCUCGCCGACAUAAGGAGCAGCGACGCGCAAGAAUUAGAGGCUCGUUUAUGGGAUUGGCCGGGAGAAGUUGGGCUAUAUGCCCAAUGCAUUCUCUGGGACUGUUGGAGGUACACAGCAGUCUUACACGUGAGAAGAAUUGAGCGAAUGGAGAACAAGAUGAGGCCAUCUGUCGAAGCAAUUCAACACGUGGUUGAAGCCGGAAAGACGAUACCCUUCCCCUCACGAGAGGUCAUUCUAUGUCGCCUAGUGGCAUCGGUUUAUGCUUUGCACCGAGCCAUCGAACUGCCCGCAAACAAACAUCUGCUGGUUCACAACGGGCUCAUUUACCCAUUGGUAAUAGGCAGCUUGGAAGUCCCACUUUUGGUUUCACACCCAGAGUGGAAGCAGGUCUUUGACGAUGUGCGGACAUUGUUUCUAGAAAACGACUCUUCCCGCCUCAUCAGCUCGGUUGUCGAGGUUCUCGAAGAGGCAUGGAAGGAUGGAUCAGACACAUAUGAUAUCGAAGAAGCAGCUCAGUCCCGCGAAGUUGAACUUCCGAUCUUUUAA